AUGGACAGCGUGCAGGCGGUUGCGGAGCUCGAGGCGCUUCUGGGGCGGACACUGGUGGUGCAUACGACGGACACGCGGCUCUUUGCGGGCAGCUUCAAGUGCACAGACGCGGACCGCAAUAUCAUUCUCGCCAACACGUACGAGUACCGCUACCCGACGGCGGCGGCGCUGAGCGAGGCCGCUGCGCGACAGAGCCCCGACCGCGAGGGGAUGACGACCAGCGGCAGCGGCAACAGCGUGACGGCGAACAUGACGAGCCGGUUCAUCGGGCUGGUCGUAGUCCCGGGGCGGCACAUCACGAAAAUCGAAGUGGACAACCACCGGCCGGGGCGAUCAGGCCGCUAG
Ophidiomyces ophidiicola is the source of this 345-nucleotide messenger RNA. RefSeq lists its product as uncharacterized. The coding region runs from base 1 to 345 and encodes 114 amino acids. NCBI's taxonomy places the organism in Eukaryota, Fungi, Ascomycota, Eurotiomycetes, Onygenales, Onygenaceae. Gene Ontology annotation, cellular component: NatC complex. The record is from RefSeq and is a predicted model, not a curated record. The transcript has 2 exons.